AUGAGUGUUACCAUGCCUGAUGAUGAUGAUGAAACUGAGGACGAAGUCAACAACAAAUGGAUGAUUGGCCGUUCAGAUGAUCGACGUCCCAAGGAUCACAUGGAAUACGUAUGGAAUACUAAGCACCCGAAAAACAGUCACUGUAGUAAUAAUGGUAGCUACAAGAAAUUGUGGCAUGCCUCCAGUCACUGUGAAAGUGUCACAUUCAUAAUGCCCGAAUGCGACUGUUUUGAUUCAAACGCCGAAGAGGACGAUGACGAGUGCAGCAGUUCUAAACGACGACGGUGUCGUACCAAUUUUAAUGCUUGGCAGCUUGAUGAGUUGGAAAGAACUUUUUUGACAAGUCACUAUCCAGAUGUUCUUCUAAGGGAAACGCUUGCCUUGAGAUUGAACUUAAAAGAGAGUCGGAUAUCAGUUUGGUUCCAAAAUCGUCGAGCCAAGUGGCGGAAAAAAGAAAAUACCAAAAAGGGACCGGGAAGGCCAGCCCAUAAUGCUCAUCCUCCUACAUGCUCCGGCGAGCCAAUACCUCUGAACGAAUUAAAGGCUAAACAAAGGGCCCAAAAACGCAAAAAGAUGGAAAAAGCAAUAGAACGUCAAGCUAGAAAAUUACGUCUCAAAGGUAUUGAGGUGGAUAUAAAUAAGCUAAGAGCCGAUUAUAUUGCACAGAGACGAUCCAAUGGCACCUUAUCCGAUUCUGAUCUGGAUAUUGGAAACAAUUUUGAAGAUGAAGAUGAUUAUCAAAUUGACGUUGUCGGCAGCGAAGAUAUGGAAACUCGAUCAGAUUUUCAAAAUUCUAUAUGUUCGACAAACGAAUUGAUCAAUGAUAAUGAAAAUAUUACAUCAGAUGCAGAGCCAGAACAUUUAACAGAUAACGAUACUGUAGAUAUAAAAUAUAUUCCACCUACCAGCGAAGAUAAGGAUUUGAAAGCGAAUAGCAGACAAUUUUCCACCGGCACUAUCAAAGUCAAAAAUAAAUUCCAAAUUAAUGAAACGAAAAAGGAUACAAAACCGUUUAUACCAUUCAGCAUUGAAUCGCUACUUAAUGCCCAAUCAUGA
This is a messenger RNA of Musca vetustissima, 1056 nucleotides long. RefSeq names its product homeobox protein unc-4 homolog. The transcript has 5 exons. The record is from RefSeq and is a predicted model, not a curated record. Gene Ontology annotation, biological process: regulation of DNA-templated transcription. The coding region runs from base 1 to 1056 and encodes 351 amino acids. Gene Ontology annotation, molecular function: DNA-binding transcription factor activity, RNA polymerase II-specific; sequence-specific double-stranded DNA binding. NCBI's taxonomy places the organism in Eukaryota, Metazoa, Arthropoda, Insecta, Diptera, Muscidae.